CGUCUUCCAGUGAUCAACGAAGCCCACAUUAUUUACUGGGCACCACCUCGACAACCAGCGGCGGAAUGACGACAUGCGGCUCUACAUGACGUCACUGGUCCAGUUUGGGAGGGCCAGAGAAAACUACGGUGUCCGACAUUGUUUUAGCGUAUGUACACACCGAUUCCACAUUAACUUUAGUGACCUCCGAGCAACGUAAUCGGGAGUCAUUGCCGCCGACGUGUAUUACAAUCUUACUGUAUUUACGUUUAUCCGUAGCCAGCAGUUUAAUGGCCCCCGGCACACAUGUAACUAUGGUCCCUGGUUUCUCUUCACGGUCCUCGGAAUGGAGCUACCGAUCACCAGAGGUGGCUUCUCAGCGUCGCUGAGUGGGGAGAAGCGGUUUGAAACGUGACGUGGUUGGUGGUGAACCGUGUGCUUCCACUACAGCGGCUAACGACUGAGCUUUCUAACUCACCAAUGUAUUAUCUUAUCUUAUUUAUUUAUCCGUGAGGGAGGCAGAGGAACAGCUAAACACGUGACACACCGAGCAAGAAAGAGCUGGAGAACGUCACAUUGCUUCCAAGCCCCGGGCUCGGAUGCAGCCUGGCGACUUUCAGACCCAAGCUACAGCGAACACGUGAAGGCAUCCAAAACGCUUCUUUGUGGCGGCUGCGCCCUGACGUCACUAACAUGCGUCCAUCAAAUCUACGUAGCUUAGUGGGAGUGGAGUCGAUUCCCUAAACACCGCGGUGUCCUUUUCUAACUCCUCGUCAACUCUCCUAACCAUCUUCCCUUGACCCUGUGACAUUUUCCACAGAGGUCAAAGGUUAGUGGUUAGGAAUAGACUUUAGGAGGUAAUUUUUUCAACAAUGUUUUUUUUUUUUUAAUGACGUCACAUUACGUAAUCACGCACGGCCGGAUAUCAGCAGCAUCUCAUCGUUGUGGCGGGUCAUGUUUCUGCACAAUGUGUGCCGCACGCAAACUCCUCCGACUCAGCCCGUCCACCCGGAGCCUCAGAGCGCCCCGCUGCAGUCCUCAGCUCACCUCCCAUGAUGCUUUUCCCCCAGCCGCUGCAGGGAGCGCCACUCAGGAGGAGGGGCAGGUGGGAGGGGGGUACUUGCUGGUGGAGGAAGACACGACCGACUCCAGACUAGUCAUCACCAUGGAGGACAGGCCGGUGAAGGCACCGAGGAGGAGAGCGGUGAGGAAGAAGAGGAGGAAGCUGACACUGGAGGAAGAAGAGGAGGGUGGAGCCUCAGACAGCAAGGAGGAGGAGGAGGAGGAGGAGGCAGGGGCCGAGGUCGAGAUUGACAGGCAGCUCGACCAAUCACUGGAGACCAAGUCCAAACAGCACAACCUCACCACUGUGAACGUUAGAAACAUCAUCCAUGAAGUGAUCACCAAUGAACAUGUGGUGGCCAUGAUGAAAGCUGCAAUCAACGAGACAGAGGCCGUCCCCGCCUUUGAACCCAAAAUGACUCGAUCCAAGUUUAAAGAAGUCGUGGAGAAAGGAGUGGUGAGACAUAUCUGUCUGUCUAUCUGUCUGUCCUUUUCAGUCUGUCCCCUUACUGGUCCGCCUCUCUUCCUGUCUGUCUCUCAGGUGAUUCCAGCCUGGAACAUUUCCCCCAUCAAGAAGACGAGUGACGUCAACAAGGCUCCUCAGUUCAUGGACAUCCAUUUGGCUGAAGAAGACUCCUCUGAUGAAGAGUACCACCCUGAUGAGGAAGACGAGGAGGAGGAGACGGCAGAAGACACCUUUCAGGAGAGCGACAUGGAGAGCUCCGCUUCUUCUCCCCGAGGAACUCGGCUGAGCAGACUGGAGGAGGACAGCUGCAGCCCCUGGCAGACUUCCCGGAGCCGCUCCAGACGUUUGAGGACAGAGUCUGUCUCAAUGGGCCCGCCCCCUCCUCCCAAUGUUCCUCCAACCAAAGCGGCCCCUGAUACCACCUUCCUGGAGAGACUCCAUGCUGUGGAGGAGGAACUGGCUGUGUGUGUGGAACCCUACCAGCCUCUGCCUGAGUCUGAGGUGAGUCUGAUGGCGUACCGGACUCGCUCCAAACGUCCUCUACGUGACGUCCCACUCGGCCGGUUGGAGGCGGAGCUCCGAGCUCCAGACAUCACACCCGACAUGUAUGAGUCUAGCUCCGCCCACGAGGACAGGGAUUGGACUGAUUGGCUGAGGGGCCUGAUGACAUCAGACAUGGAAAACGAAGAGGAAUGUGAUGACGAAGAUGAUCCAGAGUACAACUUCCUGGCCGACACCGAUGAACCCGAUGUGGAGGAUUACCGUGACGACAAGGCUGUCCGCAUCACCAAGAAGGAGGUGAAUGAGCUGAUGGAGGAGCUGUUUGAAACGUUGAAAGAAGACCUUGUAGCGGGGCAGGAUGUAGAAGAUGGAGGCCAUGAGGAAGAGGAGGAGCCACAGGAAGAGUGUGUUCAAACACAGACCGAUCAGGAGCACAACUUAGGUCCAGUAGAGGAGGAGGAACCAAUCACAGAGCUGCGUACGGUGAAGCAGCAGAUUGCGCUGAUGAGAAAGAGGCGAGACCUCGGGCUGCCGACACACAACCCAGAACCACACUGUCUGAGGCUGAGUGGACCACAGAGGAGCCGCCUGCAGCAGCAGCUUCAGCAGCACGUCCAGCUGCUGACUCAGAUUCACCUGCUGAGUUCACCUGUGGCCAAAUUGCAGAGUGAGGCUGAGACCACCAAACAGUUCCUGUUUGAGUUGGAGCUGUUAGCUCAGAGGGGUCAGCUGCUGAUGUCUUCGGGACGUCUUGGGUUCUGCAGCGUCUUCAGAGCCCCUAACCUGCAGGGAGCUCUGCAGCUACUGGAGGAGCUUCAGAAGAACCCCAUCACCUACCAGCAGCAGCUCCACCCGCCAGACUGCAGAGGAAACCUGCGGCGUUUCCCUGUUCUUCCUGCUGAACUCUCGUGGCUUUUUGCCACCCGUCCGGUCUUCCUGUACCCAGAGCUGUUGCCCUGUGCCAGCCUGGACCCAGACCUCUACUGCCCCCGCAGGACGGCUGCUUUCACUGCUGCUGAGGACUGCCUCUUGGUUCUCGGCCUGAGGAACAUGGAGGGGUCAUGUGACCCGACAAAGCUGGUCUCUCAGUUCCUGCUAAGGAAGACUUUGGUCCAGGUCCGACGGAGAAUACUGCAGUGCUGCAGACCUGGUUCCCCCGACAACAUCGUCAAGGCCUUCAGGUAUCAGCGGGUUGUGUGGCCGAUGCUGGUGGCCUGCCGGCAGGUGGACCCGAGGGAGCAGCGCCCCCCAGUUGAGAGAGAGGAAGAGGCCAUGCCCCUGUGGCUGAUGAGAAGCCUUCCUGCCAUCUUUACCUCCAUCAAAGACAAUAACAGCCAGUCUGGCUCCGCCUCCAAUGCCCCGCCCUCCUGCCAGACUCACCUGACCCUCCGCCGCGCUUCCUCUGACACCUACAGCUUCCCCCCAGGGACCAGUUACCCCCCCCGCCUCCCCAAAAACCUUGACUUCCGGCGCAUCGGCUUUGUCCUGCAGCAACCCCUCCCCCGAACUCCCCCUCCCGCCUCUCUUCCUGACUCGACCCCCCUCACUGACCAACGGGUAUGGUCCUCCCCUGUCCCUGACCCAAAGGUUGGCUCCUCCCCUCCCCGAGCGCCCAGUCAUGGAAUCCUCCUCCGCCGCCUCCUCCUUAGCAGGACUGAUGCCCCUGAUGUCAUUGUCACUGCCUCACCAGUCACCAUGACGAUCAGAGAGCGAAUCAGAGGUCACUCUCAGACCCUUACCAGCCUGAGGAGGAAGUCUGUUCUACCUGCUGAAGAACUGAACGGGAGAGAAGCCAGCGGGGGCGUUGAGGCUGUAACAACUCCUCCUGAAGGCCACGCCCCCCCUCAGGGUGUGGGGCAGGAGAGCGAUGUCAUAAGCACGAAAAAUGAAGAGGAGGCUGAGGAACACACUGAUGUCCUCCUGGUUCUCUCUGAAUCAUCACACAGCUCAACAGGAAGUGAACUCUCCACUAACCCAGAGGAGGCGGAGUCAGAGAAGGAACAGGAAGUGACACGGACGCCAUGUGCAGCAAAUAGCGAUGAUGAUGGAGAGACGUCCUCAGAUGAGUCCUUCCUUCUGCUGCAGGAGGCCUCAGAGGAUGAAGAGGACCAGAAGCGGACCGAGGAAGACGAGGUGUUUGCUGAGGACUAUCUGCUUCGAGUGUGUGAGGCGGUGCAGGUUCGCCCCGGCGCGUUGGAGCAGCUGCUGCAGGUGUUUGAUUGCUGCUCGUCCUCGGCAGAGCGCCUCUACGGCGGACUGAGCCGUGUCCUUCACCCGUGGCCUCAGCUGCUCAGAGACUUCGCUGCCUUCCUGAACCGAGGGCAGGCUCGCUGCUGCGGGCUGCUGACGGAGCAGCGACUGUUUGAACGCAGCCGGAGGUUUUUGCGGCUACUGGGGCGGAGCCUUGGAGAAAGCUCAGAUCAGUUCCAGCAGUUGGUGUCGGUGCUGCAGGGAAGCUCCGCCCCCUCACCUGAGGCCAUGGUCCAGAUUUCGUCGCUCCUCGGACAACACGCCGACCUGCACCGGGAAUUCUGGGCGUUUUUCCGGCAGCUUCACGGCUCAGAGACGGAUUACGUGUCCCAGAAUGCUCCUCUGCGCCGCCACAGGAAGAGAAUCGAGCAUCGGAUGCCUGUGGAGGCAGAGCGACCGGUCGGCGCCAAAAACAUGUUGCUGACAUCGACGGGAGAGAAAGUGGUUGUGUGGACGCGCGAGGUGGACCGCGCCAUCCUGACAGCGUGUCAGCAGAGAGGAGCCAAUCGUAAAACAUUCAGGCGGGUCUCCGCCCAGCUGGGAAACAAGACCGCCCAACAGGUGAGUCUCCGUUUCUUAGACCUGAUGAAUCUCUUCCACUCUGCCAACAUACAAAAGUCCACUUCCUGUUCCUGAGAGGAAAAGCCAAUGAGCAGAUAAGAAGCAGACCAAAAGACCAAUCACAGUGGGAAGCUCAGAUCGGAUGUCCUUCAUUGUGAAGUUCUUCAGGAUGUUUCAUCCAAUCGCAGCGCAACCAGAACUCACUGGAUGGUUCUGGGUGCCCUAGAACGUAUUUGAGAAGGAACCUGGUGGGUUCUACCGGAGAACAUCUGGAGCAUAGACUGGUCCAGCCGAGGCGUCUUUAUUUAUACCUCAUCAUUAUUUAUUCUUUAUCUUCUCACCACCAAGUCAGGCAGGUCACUGUGAACAGGGUUUGGAGCUGGAGUCACUGGACAAAUUCAAUUUCCUUCUGUUAUUUUUAGAGAUUUUCGUUUCUUUAUUUCUUUUGACAGUUGAUGUUUACAGAAAUAAUUGAAUUACAAAAACAUUGGUUAAAGAAAACAAAGCUGCUGCCAUUCUUACUGAAGUGUUACUGGAGAGGUUUAGUCUUCCUACGAUGCACCGGGGUUUAACUGAAUAAUUCCAUGUUUCGUAGCGGCCUUAAUGAACAUAGUGUCACUGGAGGUUUUAUCUAUAUUUAUUCAUAUUGAAUGUGAAUGAUAUUUCAAUAAAUCAUUGUUACACGUUU
Gasterosteus aculeatus aculeatus (three-spined stickleback) is the source of this 5507-nucleotide messenger RNA. RefSeq names its product gon-4 like a (gene gon4la). Gene Ontology annotation, molecular function: transcription coregulator activity. Gene Ontology annotation, cellular component: nucleus. NCBI's taxonomy places the organism in Eukaryota, Metazoa, Chordata, Actinopteri, Perciformes, Gasterosteidae. The record is from RefSeq and is a predicted model, not a curated record. Gene Ontology annotation, biological process: regulation of DNA-templated transcription.